Messenger RNA from Macadamia integrifolia, 1662 nucleotides. RefSeq names its product metal transporter Nramp5-like. The record is from RefSeq and is a predicted model, not a curated record. Gene Ontology annotation, biological process: metal ion transport. The coding region runs from base 1 to 1662 and encodes 553 amino acids. Lineage: Eukaryota; Viridiplantae; Streptophyta; Magnoliopsida; Proteales; Proteaceae. The transcript is spliced from 13 exons. Gene Ontology annotation, molecular function: manganese ion transmembrane transporter activity; cadmium ion transmembrane transporter activity. Gene Ontology annotation, cellular component: membrane.
AUGGAGCAACAACAAGAGCAACAGAUGGGAAGGGAUCCUUCAUCAUUGGGAAGAGGAAGCAACCGCAAAAUCCAUGUGGAGGAUAGCCCACCCUCACCUGUUACUAAAGACAGCAAAUACUUUCCUGAAAAAGAUCCUCAUCAACAGAAACAAGGGUGGAGAAAUUUUUUGGACUACCUAGGCCCUGGUUUUCUAGUCUCCAUGGCUUAUCUUGACCCAGGAAAUAUGGAAACUGAUCUACAAGCUGGAUCUCAUCAUAAAUAUCAGCUGUUAUGGGUUGUCCUCAUUGGGUUGAUCUUCGCUUUCAUAAUCCAGUCACUUGCAGCAAAACUUGGAGUCGCUACAGGGAAGCACUUGUCUGAGCUAUGUAGAGCAGAAUAUCCAAAGUAUGUUAAGUACUGCCUAUGGUUGCUAGCAGAGCUUUCUGUUAUUGCAGCUGAUAUUCCAGAAGUGGUUGGUACAGCUUUUGCUAUCAAUAUACUAUUUCCAGUAAUCCCAGUAUGGGGUGGAGUUAUCUUCACUGGUUUUAGCACUCUCAUACUUCUAGGCCUACAGAGAUAUGGGAUCCGGAAGCUAGAAAUAUUAAUUUCUAUCCUAAUAUUCGUGGUUGCCGCAUGUUAUUUUGGAGAAUUGGGUCAUGCAAAGCCUCCAGCAUCAGAGGUGCUACAGGGAUUGUUCAUCCCCAAUCUCAGUGGUCAAAGCACCACUGCCGAUGCCAUUGCCCUAUUGGGAGCCCUUAUCAUGCCGCACAAUCUUUUUCUCCACUCUGCUUUAGUUCUUUCAAGGAAGAUACCUACAAGUACUCGUGGCAUCGAAGAUGCAUGUAGAUUCUUCAUGAUAGAGAGUGGAUUGGCACUGUUUGUGGCAUUUCUAAUCAAUCUCUCAAUGGUUGCGGUAGUAGGAACUGCCUGCAAUGCCACUAACAUCUCCCCAGUAGAUGCAGAGCGUUGUAGCAACCUUACUCUUAAUUCGGCUUCUUUCCUUCUCCAGAAUGUAUUGGGAAAGUCAAGCUCCAUUAUUUAUGCUGUUGCAAUGCUAGCUUCUGGACAAAGCUCCAGCAUUACUGGUACUUAUGCUGGGCAAUUUAUCAUGCAGGGAUUCUUGGACCUCAAAAUGAAGAAUUGGAUUCGAAACUUGAUGACCAGAUUUGUUGCAAUUGCACCCAGCCUUAUUAUCUCCAUCAUUCUUGGCCCUUCUGGGGCUGGUCAACUAAUUAUUGUUGCAUCGAUGAUAUUGGCCUUUGAGCUUCCAUUUGCUAUGAUUCCACUCCUCAAGUUUAGCAGCAGCACCAGCAAGAUGGGGCCACAUAAAAACUCUAUUUAUAUCAUGGUGAUCUCAUGGAUCCUAGGGUCAGCCAUGAUUGGAAUCAAUAUCUAUUUCUUGAGCACAGCUUUCUUUGUUUGGCUGAUCCACAACAGUCUACCCAUGGUUGCAAAUUUGUUCAUUGGGAUCGUUGUGGUUCCUUUCAUGGUCAUCUAUGUUGUUGCUGUUCUCUACUUAGCUUUCCGAAAGGAUACAACAGAGACAUUCAUAAAUUCACCAAAGCUAGAUUCUAAAGCUGAAAUCGAAAUGGAGAAAGGGUUCAAUAAGACUGAUGGUGUCUCUGAGCUAAAUGAGGCUCCUUACAGAGAGGACCUUGCAGAUAUCCCACUACCAGAAUAA